GAGGUGGAGAGUUACUACAGAUUUUCUCGCCGCUGCCACUGGCUGUGUGAUGAGAUCAUGCAGCUGGACAGCAGUCCUCUCCGAGCUGCUGACAUCACCCCCGACCUCAAAAAGCAGUUUGCCUUCUUGUCAGGAGGUAGAGGAGACAACGGCAGCCCCAUCAUUGUGUUCCCAGAAUUCCCUGCGUUUGGGGAGAUCACGGACAGGGAGUUUCACAACGUGCUGACCUACCUGACAAGUGUGCCCAGUUUGUCGUCGACAGGCGUGGGUUUCAUCCUGGUCAUUGAUCGCCGGCAAGACCGAUGGGCAGCUGUCAAGGGGACCCUGCUUCGUAUCGCAGGCUCCUUCCCAGGGAACCUCCAGCUGGUUCUGGUUCUGAGGCCCACCACCCUCCUGCAGCGCACACUGUCAGACAUCCUCUUCAAGUUCAACAAGGAUGAGUUCAAGAUGAAGGUGCCGGUGAUUAUGCUCAGCUCCAUAACUGAGCUGCACUCGUAUAUCGACCGCAGCCAGCUGACGCAGGAACUCGGAGGAACACAGGAGUACUGCCACGAGAAGUGGAUCUCACACCGUACUGCUAUUGAAGGCUUCGCAUUGAUGGUUAAGAAAACAGCGCAGACCCUGCAGUCAUUUGGGACUGAACUGGCAGAAACUGAACUCCCAAAUGAAAUCCAGGCCACAAACGUCCUGCUGAGCACACACACCAACAAGAAAGAGAAAAUGAAGGAGGACAUACUGGUGGCUCUGGGUCAGGGCAGCAGGCUGCUGGAGAGCAUCAACGAGCCUGUCGUGCGAGACCCCGACCACAACAUGAACCAGGAUGAACUGGAGAACCUUGCUACAGUGCAAAGGCUGCUGUCUCAGCUGGACGAGACAGAAAGGGCUUUCGAUGAGUUCUGGGUGAGGCAUCAGACCAAACUGGAGCAGUGUCUCCAACUGCGCCACUUUGAGCACAACUACAGAGAGGUGAGGGUUCUGCUGGAUCAGGUGUCUGAGAAACUGGCAACCUUCUCUGAGGUGGGGAUCAGCCCGGCUCAUGCCGACCACAUCUUCUGUGAACUCACCACCUACGAGGAGAGAGUCUGUGAGGUUCUGGACAGAGCCUUGGCCUUGUCUCGUGAGGGUGACGAACUGAUCCAGAACUCCCACUAUGCCGAGGACUCCAUUCAGCCCAAAUGCAGCGAGCUCAGAGCUGUCAGUGAGAAUGUGAGCAGCAGCCUGAGGGCCAAGAAGGACCACCUGCUGAAAGCCAUGGAGCUGCACCACCGACUGGAGAGGGCAUCCAAAUGGGUCGACGAUGGCAUCUACCUGCUGGCCUCUCAGCCGGUGGACAAAUGUCAGUCACAUGAGGGGGCGGAGCUGGCGCUGCAGGAACUGGAGCGUUACCUGGAUAACGCUGGCCAGAAUCAAAUGACAGACCUCAGCACCAUCUGGGGCGAGUAUGAAGCAGUGCUGAACCAGCAGUUCAGGGACCAAGUGGAGAAAGUUUUCCAGAAGCAGACGUCCAUGCAGGAGAUGUUUGACAAGAGGAGGGUCAGUCUCAAGAAGCUAGCAGCCAAACAAACCAGGCCUGUGCAGCCAGUAGCCCCCAGACCUGAAGCCUUCAUCAAAUCUCCUCUCAGCUCACCUGCGCACAGAGCUCAGCAGGAGAAAAACUCAGAGACAGUCUCUGGAAACAACUGUGAAAAAGGAAACGGCCAACUGCAGAACGGAGACAGUAACAGCAGACAUGCUUCUUUGUCCGAGGAGGAGGAGAACCUGGCAGUGCUCAGGCGGCAUGUUAUGAACGAGCUGCUGGAAACUGAGAGAGCCUACGUGGAAGAGCUGCUCUGUGUGCUGCAGGGCUAUGCCUCUGAGAUGGAUAAUCCGGCCAUGUCUCCUCUCAUCCCUGCUCCUCUGCAGAACAAAAAGGAGAUUUUGUUCGGCAACAUGCCAGAAAUUUACCACUUCCACAAAAGAACUUUUCUUCGGGAGUUGGAGCAGUACACAGACUGCCCAGAGCUGGUUGGAAGGUGUUUCUUAGAGAGGAUGACGGACCUGCAGAUCUAUGAGAAGUACUGCCACAACAAGCCCCGCUCUGAGAGUCUGUGGAGGCAGUGCUCAGACUGCGCCUUCUUCCAGGAGUGUCAGAAAAAGCUGGAGCAUAAACUGGGUUUAGAUUCAUAUCUGCUGAAGCCGGUUCAGAGGAUUACCAAAUAUCAGCUGCUACUGAAGGAAAUGCUGAAGUACAGUAAGAGCUGUGAGGGGGCUGACGAUCUGCAGGAGGCGCUGACCUCCAUCUUAGGCAUCCUCAAGGCUGUCAAUGACUCUAUGCACCUCAUCGCCAUUACAGGAUACGAGGGUAAUCUGAGUGAGCUCGGUAAGCUGCUGAUGCAGGGCUCAUUCAGCGUGUGGACAGAGCACAAGAAGGGUCACGCCAAGGUGAAGGAUCUGGCCCGUUUCAAGCCCAUGCAGAGACACCUCUUCCUGCACGAGAAGGCCCUGCUGUUCUGCAAGAGGAGGGAGGAGAACGGGGAGGGCUACGAGAAAGCUCCAUCGUACAGCUUCAAGCAGUCUCUGAGUAUGAGUGCGGUGGGCAUCACUGAGAAUGCAAAGGGAGACAACAAGAAGUUUGAAAUCUGGUGCAACUCCAGAGAAGAGGUCUACAUUGUGCAGGCACCAACAGCUGAAGUAAAAACCACUUGGGUGAAUGAGAUCAGGAAAGUUCUGACAACCCAGCUGGAGGCCUGCAGAGCCAGCCAGCAGAGGGCGCCAGACCAGAUUUUCCAGUUUCCACCUGUACCCAGUGGGACAGUAAAUCUCAGUCCAUUCAAGAGCGGCCAGAGGAGCUUUAAAAAGGGAGAGGAGAAGAAAGCUGAGCCCUGCAGCCCCGACGUCAACUCCUCUUCUUCCCCAAAGCCCGCAGGAAAAGAUGAGGCUGUGACAAGCCCGACCUCAGACAGAGCUGCUGUGGCUAAAAAGCGCUUUACAUUGCAGGGCUUCAGUAACCUCAAAGCUCAGAAAGGAUCUCCCACCAGCCCGGAUCACAAGACGAAACGCCAAAGCGACCCAACGCCAUUCGGCUUCAAAGAUACAGGUCCUCCUCCCCUCCACCUGAGCAGGGCCAGGUGGUUCAGCACCUCUAGUCUCUUACAGACAAAGUUAAGAGGCUGGAACAAGGCCUCCCUGUCACUGGACGCCUCGGAGGAGCAUGACGGUUAUUCCAGCGCCGAGGAUCCCCUGAACUCUGACCAGGAGGACGAAAAUGGCAAGAAGCUGUGUGCUGGUAAAUACACAGUACUGGCCGACUAUGAGAAAGAUCAGGAGCUCUCAGUGAAGAGCGGAGACUUGGUGCAGCUGGUCAAGGAGGGGGAUGACGCACAAUGGUUUGUACGAAACCUGAACACAUCUAAGGAGGGCUGGAUCGCCGCCGCUAAUCUGAUCACCCUCAUCGAAAAGUCCAAGUCUUGUCAGUCUCUCACCAGCUCAGAAGGCAGCGGUUCUGGAAACCUCAGCACAUCAUCCAGCUGCAGUGAGACCUACACAAGCUUCUCCGACAUCAAACCCUGAACUCCUCAGCACGUCCUCCUUCGUCAACUCCCGAACGCUCGCAUCACGUUGCUCUCUGUGCUGUAUUGCCAACAUCGUACAAAUAUUUUCCACAGAAGGCUGUAUUUUUCCAUUAUUUUUAUCACGCACAAGCACCACAUAUAAAGACAACGGCACGUUUAGCUGUUGAUGCAUAACAGACGUACACGUUCCAUGAUGUAAUUUCACAGGAUAGUCAAGUGAUCUUCCGCUAGUCACCAACUUGUCUGUUUAUUUUUAUGAAGACAGACGAUUCAUGGGUUUAUAUUGUAAUAGAUGUAUGAAUGGGCCAGCAGGACUGAUCUCAGUUGAUGCAUCUAUUUAUGUUCAGCGGGGUAUUAUCAGCGAUCAUAUGCUGUCUGUGUGUUCAUCUGCACUAGUUUACCCAGGAGUUAGCUGGUUUUUCAACUGUUACUGUACAUAAAAAAAGAGGGACAGAGAUGAAUAUGGACGGCUUGUUUAGCUCAAAUGAAUGUUAUCUGGGAGUCACUUCUCUGCCCUCUGCUUUUUUCUUUUUUUUCCCUUUACAGGUUUAUUUAUUUGCAAAAAAACACCCACAUGUAUUCAGUUACUUGUAAUUUUCUUGCUGUCUUUUGAAUCCGUCUGUCUGUUGUCCAUCCAUCCAUUAGGAACCUGGUCUGCCACCUGUCCAGACUUUGUGUGUGUCCUUUCACAUCUCCGAUGGCCUCGUGGUCUAACUCUAUAUGGGUCUUCACAUAUGCUACAAUUUACAAAUGUUUCUCAGUGUGAAUAAUCAGAGAUCACUGUAUAGCGCUAACUUAUUCCCUGCAGAGGGAUCGUGUUCUGAAUGUAGAUAUUGUUCAUUAAUAUCCGUCUGUCAUGAAAUGUUUGUAAUGGAGAUGCUAUAUUGUACAUUAAGUAUGGUGAUGUCACUACUUUGUGACUUGUCUAAUUUUUUUACAUAAACGACUUGUGAUAAUUCA
Stegastes partitus (bicolor damselfish) is the source of this 4511-nucleotide messenger RNA. Its product is annotated as guanine nucleotide exchange factor DBS-like. The transcript has 33 exons. Gene Ontology annotation, cellular component: cytoplasm. The record is from RefSeq and is a predicted model, not a curated record. Bases 58 to 3549 code for a protein of 1163 amino acids. Gene Ontology annotation, biological process: intracellular signal transduction; positive regulation of Rho protein signal transduction. Lineage: Eukaryota; Metazoa; Chordata; Actinopteri; Pomacentridae. Gene Ontology annotation, molecular function: guanyl-nucleotide exchange factor activity; protein binding.